Molecule: messenger RNA, 831 nt
Organism: Engraulis encrasicolus (European anchovy)
Lineage: Eukaryota; Metazoa; Chordata; Actinopteri; Clupeiformes; Engraulidae
Gene: s100z
Product: S100 calcium binding protein Z
Exons: 4
Coding region: 252-551 (99 amino acids)
Molecular function (GO): calcium ion binding; calcium-dependent protein binding
Source: RefSeq, a predicted model, not a curated record
UGUGGGGACUGCUCUUUUCAGCUGCUGCCUGCCUGAAGAUAAACAACACUGAGCCGAGAGGAGCUGAGCUGAGGACGAGGACCCUUCCCUUCCCAUCACCUCUUGCAGCGAGACGAGACCAGACGAGACGCUCACCAGGACUCCAUACAGCACAGUUCUCCUACUGAUCACAGUUUGCUGCUGAUUUUUCUGCUCCAAGUUUCCCUGCGGUUGUGGACUUGAACGCCCUACUACUCUAGACCAGCGCCAUCAUGCCGAGCAAACUCGAGGCGGCCAUGGACUCUCUCAUCACGGUGUUCCACAACUACUCGGGCUCCGAGGGGGACAAGAACAAACUCAACAAGGGAGAGCUGAAGGAGCUGCUGAACAGCGAACUCACAGACUUCCUACGGUCGCAGAAGGACCCGCUGCUGGUGGAGAAGAUCAUGUCUGACUUGGACUCCAAUCAGGAUAACGAGGUGGACUUCAACGAGUUCGUUGUGCUUGUAGCCGCGCUCACCGUAGCCUGUAAUGACUUUUUUCAAGAGCAACAGAGCAAGAAGGCAAAGUAAUGGGGCCAAUCGGGUUGAUUUUCUUUCUUUUUUUUUUAGUGUAACUAACUAGCCCAACCUUUAGCUACAAUAUCAUCCUAAUAGAUGUCUUAGGUCUUCAGAAUCUCCUCUACUGGUUGUGCCUAGGGUCUAGUCUAGACAGGGCGUAAUGGCAUUUAGUCAUUAUACUGCAAAAUGCUGGAACCAGCUUCCUGUCCAUAUUACAACUGCCCCAACAGUAUCUUGUUUUAAAAGUAAAUUAAAAACAGCCCUUUUCUCAUCUGCCUUUGGUGAUCAUGAG